AGUUAUGUGUGCCCGUAUAGACAAGUAAUUAGUUUUUUGGGGGUGUAGUGGGAUGGGGGAGAUUGAUGAGUUGACGAAAGAAUUGGAGGUCGUGAAGGCAGAGGAGGAAACUCUACUCUCGCUCAAACAAAUCAUCAGUCAUCAGCUAAGUCAACUAGAGCUGGAAGAAGUGGCACUGCGGGAGAUCAUCAGUCUAGAGCAGCAUACGAGACAAUUGGUUGGACCAGAGUUAGAGUACAGCGAUCAGGAGCUGCAGGUAACGGGGGCGCAGCACUCACACCUCCCUCAAAUGAAUAACCGCAGCGUCGAAGAAGACAAUAAAUUCAAUGACUUGCACCAUGUCUCUUUCAAUCAGACCAAUACUAGCGAUGACACCGCGAACUAUAUUUAUGGAAGUGGUAGCCACACCACUGGUCAAAUAUCAUCACAAAUCGCAGCUGGAGAGGACGAUUUAACCGAUAAUACUUUUGAUUUGACUUCUAACUCAUCAUUGGCUCCACUUAACGAAUAUGAUCUGCAAUUUCUAUCAACCUCUGACUCAAUAGUGCGAUUAGAAGACAAGCAAAUUAUGAGUAAGAAGAGUGACGAUAACGCUGUGUCAGAAAAGCAACUUGGUUGCAGUUUGGAUGCUAUCCCAGUUCUAUCGUUUAAUGACCUUGACCCCAAUAAGCAGAUUGCGGUAGCUGAAAACAAUUUCGAACAAGACAAUGAAUUCGAAGCUGAAGAAGAUGAAAUUCCUUAGAAUUAUGCUAAAUAUCUUUAUUAGUCAACAGAAAGAAACUAUUCAUUU
Molecule: messenger RNA, 790 nt
Organism: Symsagittifera roscoffensis
Lineage: Eukaryota; Metazoa; Xenacoelomorpha; Acoela; Convolutidae
Exons: 3
Coding region: 53-742 (229 amino acids)
Source: RefSeq, a predicted model, not a curated record